Molecule: messenger RNA, 2656 nt
Organism: Pteropus alecto (black flying fox)
Lineage: Eukaryota; Metazoa; Chordata; Mammalia; Chiroptera; Pteropodidae
Gene: SSX2IP
Product: SSX family member 2 interacting protein
Exons: 14
Coding region: 128-1978 (616 amino acids)
Source: RefSeq, a predicted model, not a curated record
CGUUGACCCGCGGCCGAGCCGGGAGGAGGAGGCAGGAGGAGACACUUACAUAGAAGAGUGACAGCAGCUGGACCAAAUGUUUCACUGCUGAACUGGUUCCUCAGGUAUCCUGUCUUGGGUGAUUGCUAUGGGAGAUUGGAUGACUGUUACAGAUCCAGGUCUGUCUUCAGAAAGCAAAAAUAUAUCUCAGUAUACCUCAGAAACAAAGAUGUCUCCAUCAAGUUUAUACUCACAGCAAGUGCUAUGUUCUUCAAUACCUUUAUCAAAAAAUGUGCACAGUUUUUUCAGUGCCUUCUGCACAGAAGAGAACAUUGAACAAAGUAUUUCAUAUCUUGAUCAGGAAUUGACUACUUUCGGUUUUCCUUCAUUAUAUGAAGAAUCCAAAGGUAAAGAGACAAAGAGAGAAUUAAAUAUAGUUGCUGUUUUAAAUUGUAUGAAUGAGCUACUUGUACUUCAGCGGAAGAACCUUCUAGCUCAGGAAAAUGUGGAAACGCAGAAUCUGAAACUGGGAAGUGAUAUGGACCAUCUACAGAACUGCUAUGCAAAACUUAAGGAACAACUGGAAACCUCCAGGAGAGAAAUGAUUGGCCUUCAGGAAAGAGACAGACAGUUACAGUGCAAGAACAGGAAUUUGCAUCAGUUACUGAAAAAUGAGAAAGAUGAGGUACAGAAAUUACAAAAUAUCAUUGCAAGUCGAGCUACUCAAUAUAAUCAUGAUAUGAAGAGAAAAGAACGUGAAUAUAAUAAACUAAAGGAACGACUACAUCAACUUGUUAUGAACAAGAAGGAUAAAAAAAUAGCCAUGGAAAUUUUAAAUUAUGUGGGGAGAGCUGAUGGAAAAAGAGGCUCUUGGAGGACUGGUAAAAGUGAAGCCAGGAAUGAAGAUGAAAUGUAUAAAAUUCUCUUGAAUGAUUAUGAAUAUCGUCAGAAACAAAUCCUGAUGGAAAAUGCUGAACUUAAGAAGGUUCUUCAGCAAAUGAAAAAGGAAAUGAUUUCUCUUCUUUCUCCCCAAAAGCAGAAACCUAGAGAAAGAGCAGAUGAUAGUACAGGAACUAUUAUCUCUGAUGUUGAAGAAGAUACUGGAGAACUGAGCAGAGAGAGUAUGUGGGACCUUUCCUGUGAAACUGUGAGAGAGCAGCUUACAAACAGCAUCAGAAAACAGUGGAGAAUUUUGAAAAGUCAUGUAGAAAAACUUGAUAACCAAGUUUCAAAGGUACACAUAGAAGGUUUUAAUGAUGAAGAUGUAAUCUCACGACAAGACCAUGAACAGGAAACUGAAAAACUUGAAUUAGAAAUUCAGCAGUGUAAAGAAAUGAUUAAAACUCAGCAGCAACUUUUACAGGUAAAUCAGCAGCUUGCUACUGCAUGUGAUGAUGAUACCACUUCACUACUACGAGACUGUUAUUUGUUGGAAGAAAAGGAACGUCUCAAAGAAGAGUGGUCCCUAUUUAAAGAGCAAAAAAAGAAUUUUGAGAAAGAAAGACGAAGCUUUACGGAAGCUGCCAUUCGCCUAGGAUUGGAGAGAAAGGCAUUUGAAGAAGAAAGAGCCAGUUGGUUGAAGCAACAGUUUUUAAACAUGACUUCCUUUGACCACCAGAACUCAGAAAAUGUGAGAUUUUUCAGUGCCUUCUCAGGAAGUUCUGAUCGGGACAAUCUUACAGUGCACUCGAGGCCACGACAAAAGAAGCCCCACAGUGUGUCUAACGGGUCUCCAGUUUGCACCUCUAAACUUACUAAAUCUCUUCCUGCUUCUCCUUCAACUUCAGACUUUUGCCAGACACGUUCCUGUGUAUCUGAACAUAGUUCAAUCAGUGUGCUGAAUAUAACUCCUGAAGAGACUAAACCAAAUCAGGUUGGAAGAGAAUGUGCAAAUCAGAAAUGGAGUGUGGCAUCAAGACCUGGAUCACAGGAAGGUUGCUAUAGCGGAUGCUCCUUGACCUACACAAAUGCUCAUGUAGAAAAAGAUGACUUACCUUAGAUGUGUGGACUAGAAUUUUUUUCAUUAACAUGUUCAUCAGAUUUCACAUCUGAAUUGAAACAGGGUGUGUCAUAAAGUCAAUCAUUUCUAAUCUUUAAGAUGGUCUGAGUUGUUUGUUUGGACUUCCUAUUCCUCCCCCAAAGAGCUAAAAUGUUAAAUCUAUUUAAAAGUAUAUAAAAGCUUUGGAUACGUAUUUUUAGUAACAGAAGCAUCUGGUUCUGUGAAUAAAGGAAUGUAUCAAUGUUUGGAUGGAAACAAAAGCACUAGAAGGAGUUUCCUCGUAUAGGUAUUAAAAAUAGCACUUUUAGGAAACUGAUUAUUGUAAAUGUUUUAAUUUUGUCCCUUAUCUAGUCAGCAUUGAAAGUUUAGCCUUUACUUGAAUGUAUACUGUAGAUUUUUAACAAAGCAAGUUCUAUAUUUAUUAUGUUUAGUGUGAUUUGAAAUUUCCUCUUUCAUAUGUUUUAAAUAAAGUGAAAUUUAUGUAUGUUUUGUACAUAGAUAUACAUGAUUAUGUUAAGAGGCUUUAAGAUUUAAAAAUUUUACACAUCCAUAAUUAUAGUAUUUCAUGCCAAUAAAAUUUUUAUUAGUGGUAUUCUGUUUACAGAUGUAUUAGAGCCAUUGCCACAUUACGUUUAAGAGUUUAUUGAACCCAUCUGAGCAAUAAAUACUCAAAAGCUA